Molecule: messenger RNA, 1068 nt
Organism: Aphanomyces invadans
Lineage: Eukaryota; Oomycota; Saprolegniomycetes; Saprolegniales; Verrucalvaceae
Exons: 1
Coding region: 1-1068 (355 amino acids)
Source: RefSeq, a predicted model, not a curated record
AUGGAUCGCUCGCUCCUUCCUGGACUGCUUCAAUUUGUUUUGGUUGUCGUGCUAUGCGUGGUCAGCGUCGCCGCCGACGAGUUUGGCGUGUGCUACGACUCGUACGACGCGGCCAACAUGGUGACGCAUUUCCGCACGAUUCGCGAGCGCUUUGGGUCCGUCCGCACGUUUCAGACGGCGGUGGGUGGGCAGAACGCAAUCACAGCCGCCGCCAAUACAGGAUUAAAGAUCGCCGCGGGUGUCUGGCUCCUCGGGAAUCGGUACCAAAUCGAUUUGGACGCUGCAAUUGCCGGCACUAGAGCCAACCCGAAUGCGGUCCAAGUCAUCUUUAUUGGAAACGAAGAGCUGCACCAGGGGUGGAGUGCCGACACGCUCGCGUCCGUCGUACAAGACGCUAAAUCAAAGCUCGCCGCCGCGGGAGUUCAUGUUCCCAUCGGCAUUGCGCAAACCGACGGCGAUUUGCUCGCGAAUCCGUGGCUCGCCGACCAAGUAGACGUCGUCGGCGCCAACAUCCACCCGUUUUUCAGCGAGGGUCCCGACUCGAAGACAGACCCAUUUCAGGAUUUCAAGCGGCGGUGGCAAGCGAUCGUGUCCAAGUUUGGGGACAAAGCCCGCAUAACUGAAGUCGGAUGGCCCACGAAAGGAGGCUCCUUCCUAGGCCAUCCCGCAGAUCCUGCCAUGUCUGAAAAGCUCUACAACGAUGUCAAGGAAUGGCAACAGUCAACUAGAGUCGACACGUAUUACUUUAUGUUCCAUGACAACCUGGGCAAAAGCGGGUUUGAGGGGCACUUUGGCCUGGCUCGCCCCAGCGGUGAAUGGAAGUUUGGUGGCGGUCAUAUCAACCCACCAACGGAUGCUCCGUUCACUCGCCCUCCAACAACUUCUGCACCUCCUGCGCCUACCACAUCAUCCCCCCUACACCUACCCAUCCUCCACCACCUCCACCUACAGCGACCCCCUCACUGGCUCCUCCUACCACCGCUCCCCCUGCUACGACCGCAACAUCCCCCACAAACAUCGCAUGGCCCACUACUUCACUUGCACCAACCACAACAGCCCCGCCAAUGA